This is a messenger RNA of Limulus polyphemus (Atlantic horseshoe crab), 675 nucleotides long. RefSeq names its product extensin-like. NCBI's taxonomy places the organism in Eukaryota, Metazoa, Arthropoda, Merostomata, Xiphosura, Limulidae. The record is from RefSeq and is a predicted model, not a curated record. The coding region runs from base 1 to 675 and encodes 224 amino acids. The transcript has a single exon.
AUGUCUCCUUCAUCUAUUUCUACUCCACUACUUACGCCCCAAGAUGCACCACCUGUUUCACCUGUUUCUACUCCACUACUUACGCCCCAAGAUGCACCACCUGUUUCACCUGUCUCUACUCCACUACUUACGCCCCAAGAUGCACCACCUGUUUCACCUGUCUCUACUCCACUACUUACGCCCCAAGAUGUACCACCUGCGUCACGUGUUUAUACUCCACUACUUACGCCUCAAGAUGCACCACCUGUUUCUACUCCACUACUUACGCCCCAAGACGCACCACCUGUUUCACCUGUUUCUACUCCACUACUUACACCCCAAGACGCACCACCUGUUUCACCUGUUUCUACUCCACUACUUACGCCCCAAGAUGUACCACCUGCUUCACGUGUUUCUACUCCACUACUUACGCCCCAAGAUGCACCACCUGUUUCACCUGUUUCUACUCCACUACUUACGCCCCAAGAUGCACCACCUGUUUCACCUCUUUCUACUCCACUACUUACGCCCCAAGAUGCACCACCUGUUUCACCUGUUUCUACUCCACUACUUACGCCCCAAGAUGCACCACCUGUUUCACCUCUUUCUACUCCACUACUUACACCCCAAGAUGCACCACCUGUUUCACUUGUCUCUACUCCACUACUUACGCCCCAAAAUGCGCCAUCUCCUUGA